AUGAAAACCCGUUUGCCCAGGCUGGGGAUUUCACGUUGGAUUUCAUACUUCAGGUCUUCCAUGGAGGUGUUUCAGAUAGAGCCAAUUGCCAUGAAUAAUGAUGGCAAUUCUAUUGAAGAAUCAUCUUUUCAGCAGUUAAUUCCUCCAAGCUCUCCUGAGAUAAGUGGCAUAUCUGGAGAUCCACAAGUGAAUCCCCGAGUUGGCAAUGAGUAUCAGGCAGAAAUUCCUCCCAUGAUAUCAGAAUCUCACCAUUUUCAGCUUUCACUGGACCCUUUUGAUUCAAAAGUCACAGUUGAUGGUUCUCAUUCCUUUCUAAUAGGUUUACCUAUCCCAAUUACUUGGAUUCAUGACACAACAAAUGACAGAAAUGAAGGGUGCACAAUGAGCAAUCCUGAUGAUUCAAUCCAAGGGACAUGGUCAAGCAAAUCAAGAACGACUGGAAAGAAUAAUAUUCUGGAGAAGAAAGGUUCAAAACAAAAUGCAGAACCAACAGAUCUUGGAUUGGACGAUGGAAAUGAACCAAAACCAGUAACUCUUGGGCGCAUGGAGGCAGGAGAAGCUAACUUAUCUUUGCUGCAGAAAAGCAACAAUUCUGAUCCUGUUCCUGGUUCAUUAAAUCAUCCUUGGAGUGAUGUCGAUGUUGAUAGUUUUAUUCUUGGUUUAUAUGUAUUUGGUAAAAAUUUUGUUCAGAUAGAGAGAUUCAUGGAAAACAAAGAUAUGGGGGAAAUAUUGUCCUUCUACUAUGGAGAAUUUUACAGGUCUGAUGGAUAUCGCAGAUGGUCAGAUUGCCAGAAGAAAAAACGAAAGAAAUGCAUCUAUGGACAGAAAAUUUUUACGGGGUGGAGACAACAGGAGCUGCUCUCUCGUUUGCAUCCUCAUGUCCCUGUGCAUUCUCAAAAUGAUUUUCUAGAGGUCUCUAUGGCAUUUUCAGAGGGGAAAUUUUCUCUAGAAGAUUAUGUAUCCAAUUUAAAGGCCAUUGCUGGCAUUAAAGCUCUUGUAGAUGCUAUUGGAAUCGGUAAGGGAAAGGAAGAUCUAACAAGUCUUGCCAUGGAACCUGCAAGAAGCAAUCCUUUGUUAUCUAUUUGCCCAAUUGGCAAAGCUUGCUCCUCUUUGACUUCCAGUGACAUAAUCAAGCUGUUGACUGGGGGCUUCCGUUUGAGCAAAGCCCGUUGUAACGAUAUAUUCUGGGAAGCUGUUUGGCCCCGUUUGCUAGCAAGAGGGUGGCACUCUGAGCAACCAAACAAUCAGGGUUGUAUGGGUUCCAACCAUCCUAUAGUGUUUCUCAUUCCUGGUGUUAAGAAGUUCUCAAAAAGGAAACUUGUGAAAGGUAACCACUACUUUGAUUCUGUUAGUGAUGUUUUGAGCAAAGUGGCAUCCGAACCAAAACUUAUUGAGCUUGAAACUGAUGUAGCUUGUUGCAGGAGCUGCUAUGAUGAGAACAGGUGGGUUGCUUGA
This is a messenger RNA of Hevea brasiliensis (rubber tree), 1455 nucleotides long. RefSeq lists its product as uncharacterized. The coding region runs from base 1 to 1455 and encodes 484 amino acids. The record is from RefSeq and is a predicted model, not a curated record. Gene Ontology annotation, molecular function: transcription corepressor activity. The transcript is spliced from 3 exons. Lineage: Eukaryota; Viridiplantae; Streptophyta; Magnoliopsida; Malpighiales; Euphorbiaceae. Gene Ontology annotation, cellular component: nucleus.